This is a messenger RNA of Budorcas taxicolor (takin), 1986 nucleotides long. It is a transcript of the gene SCAI, whose product is annotated as suppressor of cancer cell invasion. Gene Ontology annotation, biological process: DNA-templated transcription. Gene Ontology annotation, molecular function: transcription corepressor activity. Gene Ontology annotation, cellular component: nucleus. Lineage: Eukaryota; Metazoa; Chordata; Mammalia; Artiodactyla; Bovidae. The transcript has 18 exons. The coding region runs from base 1 to 1986 and encodes 661 amino acids. The record is from RefSeq and is a predicted model, not a curated record.
AUGGGAGCCGAGGAGAGGCGCGGAGGAGGCGGGUCUCGCGGCAAGCCUGGCAGAGGCGCGAGGCCCUCCGCCCGCCUCUCCGCCUACUCCAAGCCUCCGCCGCCUCAGCUUCCCGAGCGAGCCCUGCGGCCGCCGGAGCAGCUCCCGCGGCGGAGCAGGAGCCGGAUGGUCAGAGGAGCCCGGCAGCCCCAGCAGCCGCGGAGUCGCCUGGCCCCCAGACUGACUGGCACAGUGGAGAAACCACCCCGAAAACGGAAAAGCAGAACUGAAUUUGCUCUUAAAGAAAUCAUGUCCUCUGGAGGUGCUGAAGAUGACAUCCCACAGGGAGAGAGGAAAACAGUGACAGAUUUUUGUUAUCUUCUGGAUAAAUCUAAGCAACUGUUCAAUGGGUUAAGAGAUUUGCCACAAUAUGGACAGAAGCAGUGGCAGUCCUAUUUUGGAAGAACUUUUGAUGUAUACACCAAACUCUGGAAAUUCCAGCAGCAGCAUCGACAAGUCUUGGAUAAUCGAUAUGGCUUGAAGCGGUGGCAAAUAGGGGAAAUUGCUUCUAAGAUUGGGCAGCUAUACUACCAUUAUUACCUACGCACAUCUGAGACCAGCUAUCUGAAUGAGGCUUUCUCCUUCUAUUCUGCAAUCAGACAGAGAUCUUACUAUUCUCAAGUCAAUAAAGAGGACAGACCUGAGUUGGUAGUUAAGAAGCUACGAUACUAUGCAAGAUUUAUAGUAGUUUGUCUUCUUCUCAACAAAAUGGAUGUUGUGAAGGAUCUGGUAAAGGAACUGUCAGAUGAAAUUGAAGAUUAUACUCACCGCUUUAAUACUGAAGAUCAAGUGGAAUGGAACCUGGUACUUCAAGAAGUAGCAGCUUUCAUUGAGGCGGACCCUGUAAUGGUAUUAAAUGAUGAUAAUACCAUUGUUAUCACAUCUAAUCGCCUUGCUGAAACGGGAGCCCCAUUGCUGGAACAAGGCAUGAUUGUGGGACAGUUGUCUCUGGCUGAUGCACUCAUUAUUGGUAAUUGUAAUAACCAGGUUAAGUUCAGUGAACUAACUGUUGACAUGUUCCGGAUGUUACAAGCCCUGGAAAGGGAGCCAAUGAAUUUAGCUUCCCAGAUGAAUAAACCAGGAAUGCAGGAAUCAGCUGACAAGCCUACCAGGCGAGAAAACCCCCACAAGUAUCUGCUCUACAAACCAACCUUCAGCCAACUAUACACUUUCUUAGCAGCAUCUUUUAAGGAGCUGCCUGCCAAUAGCGUGCUUCUGAUUUACCUGUCAGCCACUGGCGUUUUCCCCACAGGUCGUUCUGAUAGUGAAGGUCCUUAUGAUUUUGGAGGGGUACUUACUAAUAGUAACCGAGAUAUUAUAAAUGGAGAUGCCAUCCACAAACGAAAUCAGUCCCACAAGGAAAUGCAUUGCCUCCAUCCUGGAGAUCUCUACCCCUUCACAAGGAAGCCGCUGUUCAUCAUUGUGGAUUCAUCCAACAGUGUUGCUUACAAGAAUUUCACAAACUUAUUUGGACAGCCACUAGUCUGCUUGCUUUCUCCUACAGCCUAUCCAAAAGCUUUACAAGAUCAAUCUCAACGAGGUAGCCUGUUCACUCUCUUUUUGAACAAUCCUCUAAUGGCCUUCCUAUUUGUCUCUGGACUGUCAAGCAUGCGUAGAGGCCUAUGGGAAAAGUGUCAAGAAUAUCUUCGAAAAAUCAACCGCGACAUUGCCCAGCUACUGACCCAUUCACGUUCAAUAGAUCAGGCAUUUCUCCAGUUUUUUGGAGAUGAAUUUCUUCGCUUGCUUCUCACAAGGUUUAUCUUUUGUUCAGCCACCAUGAGGAUGCACAAGAUUUUUCGGGAAACACGGAAUUAUCCAGAAUCAUAUCCACAACUGCCAAGGGAUGAAACAGUGGAGAACCCUCAUCUCCAGAAGCACAUUUUGGAAUUAGCAUCCAUUCUGGAUGUGCGAAACGUAUUCCUUGAGAAUACCAUAGACGACUAUUAA